This is a messenger RNA of Ananas comosus (pineapple), 1816 nucleotides long. RefSeq names its product premnaspirodiene oxygenase-like. The record is from RefSeq and is a predicted model, not a curated record. NCBI's taxonomy places the organism in Eukaryota, Viridiplantae, Streptophyta, Magnoliopsida, Poales, Bromeliaceae. The transcript is spliced from 4 exons. Gene Ontology annotation, molecular function: heme binding; monooxygenase activity; iron ion binding. Bases 191 to 1654 code for a protein of 487 amino acids.
CUAAAAAGUGAAAACCCCUCUCAAUUAUUUGGCUUAUUAAUAUUUCGAAGCGAUCCAGCGUUCAAAUCUCAGCCUCUAACGGGCUCCAGAUUCUUCCUUCGAAUUCGAGGCGAUCAAAUAUUCCGAUCGAGGCGAGAGAAGGAGACGCGUACGAGAACGAUGGAGCUCUUCUUCUUCUUCUUCUUCUUCAAUGGAUUAUUCCGCAUCAAGGCUUCCCCCCGGGCCGUCGAAGCUUCCGAUCAUCGGUAGCAUGCACCACCUCCUCGUCGGGACCUUACCGCACAUCACUCUAAGGAACCUCUCCAAAAUUUAUGGCCCUCUCAUGCAUUUGAAGCUCGGUGAAGUAUCCACCGUUGUCGUCACCUCUCGUGAGAUUGCCAGAGAGCUUUUUACGACUCACGACCUCAAAUUCGCGUCGAGGCCUAACAUCAUAGCUGCAGAUAUUGCUAUCUACGGUGGCAUGGACAUCCUUUUCGCUCCCUACGGAGCAUAUUGGAGGCAAAUUCGGAAAAUUUGCGUCAUGGAAAUACUAAGUGCUAAGCGAGUCCUCUCUUUUCGCCAUGUUAGAGAGGAGGAGGUCCUCGAUCUCGUAAAACAAAUCAAUUCGAUGUCGUCUUCUCAUUCAACUGCUAAUCUGAGCGAAAUGCUUCAUUCGUUGACGAACAAUAUCACUUCGAGGGUCGCUUUUGGGAUGAAGUGCAAGGAUGUAGGUGAGUACUUAAAGGCCAUGAAGGAAGGGUUGGAGUUAGCUAGCGGUUUCAAUGCGGCCGACCUUUUCCCGUCGGUGGGGUUGCUCAUUAGUUCGGUCACUGGAAUGAGGCGUAAGCUCGAAAGAUGUUGCAGGACGAUUGAUACAAUCCUCGAAGCUAUUAUCGAGGAACGGAGAGAAAUUUGGGCAAGUAUGGUGAAGGUUCGCGAAGGCGAGGCAGUCGAAGGGAACAUCCUUGAUGUUCUUUUUAAUCUCCAAGCUCAAGGUGGACUAGUUGGUUUCCCUUUCACCCAAACUACAAUUAAAGCUGUGAUAUUUGACAUCUUUGCCGCCGGGAGCGGCACCGCAGCGUCUUCCAUGACAUGGACCAUGUCUGAGCUCAUAAGGAACCCGCGAGUCAUGAAGAAGUUGCAGGCCGAGAUACGAGAAGCACUUCGUGGAAAAGUGAGUGUUUCCGAAGAGGACAUCACCAAUUUGAGCUACCUACAACUUGUGAUCAAGGAAUCCCUCAGACUCCACCCUCCCGCGCCGCUUCUGGUCCCGCGAGAGUGCACUGAGACGUGCAAAAUCAACGGUCACAUCAUUCCAAAGAAAUCGAGAGUGAUCUUCAACGCAUGGGCUAUGGGUCGGGACCCCCGGUACUGGGACAACCCUGAGGAGUUCAAGCCGGAGAGGUUCGAGUCGAGCUCGGGCCCAAUCGAUUUCGUGGGGAGUAGCUACGAGUACAUACCAUUUGGAGGGGGGAGGAGGAUUUGUCCCGGGGUGCAUUUUGGGCUAGCUACCAUGGGGCUAACAUCGGUGCAACUUUUAUAUCACUUCGAUUGGGGUUUGCCCCAAGGGGUGAGUGAGCUCGACAUGAGCGAGUCACCCGGGUUGGGUGCGCGUCGCAAAUUUGACCUAUGCCUUCGUGCAACCCCUUAUGGUCCCGCAUACGUGUUAAAUUAAAUGUGUUAGUUUGUGUGUGUUUGCUUUGUAGCUUAGUUAGGUGAUGAUUAUUAUUUACAGCCAUAGCUUACUUUGUUGAUGGUUAUUAUUUAUGGCCGUAACGCCUUAGAUUUAUGUGAAAAAUCAAGUGAGCAGAACAUCGGGUUUAUUUAAAUAUAUUUA